Messenger RNA from Spinacia oleracea (spinach), 1316 nucleotides. Its product is annotated as peroxidase 18. The transcript has 4 exons. NCBI's taxonomy places the organism in Eukaryota, Viridiplantae, Streptophyta, Magnoliopsida, Caryophyllales, Amaranthaceae. The coding region runs from base 148 to 1149 and encodes 333 amino acids. The record is from RefSeq and is a predicted model, not a curated record. Gene Ontology annotation, molecular function: peroxidase activity; heme binding. Gene Ontology annotation, biological process: response to oxidative stress; hydrogen peroxide catabolic process.
CAUAUCAAGUUAAUGCAGCUUUUAUUAACUUUUCCUUUGACCUUUCUUUCUCACUCUCUAUAAAACACAAUAAGGCAAACCAUGUUACAUUUCAUACUCUUCUGACACUCAAAACAAAAUAGAUAGUGGACUUGGGAAUUGGAAUUCAUGGGAAACAAAAUAAUUAAUGUACCUGUUCAAGCUAAUCAUCUCCAUAAACCAACAUUUUUGCUGUUAAUCUUCAUCUUGGGUUUAUUCCCUUGUUCGAAUCUCGGUUUCGAAUUGGAAUUCUAUGCAUUGUCGUGUCCCGGUGUAGAAUUUGUAGUUAGAGAUGUUGUGAGAUCAGCAAGUUCUUCUGACCCUAGUAUUCCCGGGAAGCUUCUUCGUCUGCUCUUCCAUGACUGCUUUGUCGAUGGAUGUGAUGCAUCAGUACUAGUAGAAGGAGAUGGGACAGAGAGAGCAGAUCCUGCAAAUAAAUCUCUGGGAGGGUUUGAAGUCAUAGAGGCGGCCAAAAGAGAACUAGAACUAUUCUGCCCACAAACUGUUUCAUGUGCUGAUAUUCUUGCACUGGCUGCUAGAGAUGCUGUUGUCAUGGCUGGAGGGCCGGAUAUUCAGAUGCCGACUGGUAGGCGAGAUGGACUGGUUUCUGCAAUAUCGAAUGUCAGGCCUAAUAUCGUAGACACGAGCUUCACAGUGGAUGAUAUGAUUAGGAUUUUUGGCGCUAAAGGGUUGACUUUAAAUGAUUUAGUCAUUCUGUCAGGUGCACACACCAUCGGAUUAGCUCAUUGCAACGCUUUCAGUGACCGGUUUCAGGUUAGUUCAAAAGGCAACCUCACUUUUGUUGACUCAUCUCUAGACAAAGACUAUGCGGGAAAGUUGGCUAAAAAGUGUGCAGCAAGCACAUCAGCAACGGUAAACAUCGAUCCCAAGACAGCCUUCUCAUUCGACAAUCAAUACUACAACAAUCUCAUAGCUAAAAAAGGACUCCUCCAAACUGACUCGAUCCUAUUUAAUGAUCAAAGGACAAAGAACUUGGUUUUGCAACUCGCUAGUGACUUGAACGGUUUCUAUGAGGGGUGGAGUACUUCAUUUUUGAAGCUCAGUAGUAUAGGAGUUAAGGGUGAUGGUGAAGGCGAGGUUCGACAAAUUUGUUCAAGGAUAAAUGGGUGAAGGAUAAAGUGUGGCUAGAAUCUCAUACUGUAGCUCCAAUUCUGAGCAAAAGACUCUGUAUGUAUUGCAUAUAAAAUUUGUUAAACACGAUAUUUGGGAUGAUUGUUUUCCUACAAAGUAUUUUUCACUUCUUUCUUAGUAAAUGAUGGAAUAGCCUAAUUGGCAAA